Penicillium roqueforti is the source of this 1068-nucleotide messenger RNA. RefSeq lists its product as uncharacterized. Bases 1 to 1068 code for a protein of 355 amino acids. Lineage: Eukaryota; Fungi; Ascomycota; Eurotiomycetes; Eurotiales; Aspergillaceae. The transcript has 4 exons. The record is from RefSeq and is a predicted model, not a curated record.
AUGGCUUCUUCACCCCCCAAGACCUACAGAGCAAUCCAAUGUGCCGCACCUCAGAGUACCUGGGACGUCAUUACGUUAGAGCUGCGUGAUCCCGCACCGACAGAGGUACUCGUGCGCGUGCACGCGUCUGGGAUCUGCAACUCCGACCACUUCGUCAAGGAUGGCGCCUGGCCUGGCCUUCAGUACCCGCGCAUCCCGGGCCAUGAGAUCAUCGGCCGUAUCGCCGGCGUGGGCUCGGAGCUACUACAAAGCCCGGUGAACAAGGAGCGUUUCGCCAUAGGUGCCUUGGUCGGCGUUGGUUGGAAUGGCGGCUACUGCAAUCAGUGCGAUUACUGCCGGAAAGGACAGUUUUGGACCUGCCGCAACGUGGAUUACACUGGGUUUACGAUAGAUGGUGGUCAUGGGGAGUAUAUGUACGCUCCUUACACGGCUAUCAUCGACAUUGCCGAGGAUGUGCUGAAGACAGCAUCCUAUGCUGAACUCGCUCCUCUCUGCUGUGCCGGGGCGACUGUAUUUGAUGCCAUAAACACGUCGAAGUGGUCUCCGGGCGACAUCUGCCUCGUCCAGGGAGUAGGAGGACUAGGCCACCUUGCGAUUCAGUAUGCGAACAGACUAGGAUUAAAGGUGUAUGCUGUUUCGUCGGGUUCUUCUAAACGGGAUCUCGCAUUGUCCUUGGGGGCCUGCGAAUACAUUGACUCGAGUAAAAUCGACGUUGUCGAGUACAUGUCGUCUCUUGGUGGUGCGAAUCUCAUCCUAUGCACUGCGCCUUAUUCCAAGGCCAUCAAUGCUAUUAUACCGGCUGUUACGAAGAAUGGGACGAUCACUUUGGUCUCUGCCGCUACGGAUGGUCCAAUCCAAGUCGAUAAUCUCCUCCUCAACAUGAACCGUGCUACCCUACGUGGCUUCGCUUGCGGCUGUGCACCAGACAUGGAGAAAUGCAUCGAGUACUCUGCCACCAAUAAUGUGAAGGCGAUGAUAAAAGUAUUCACGAUGGACGAAUUCACGCAGGCAUACAACGGUGUCAUGGACAGCACAGCCAAAUUUCGACAUGUUAUCGUGUUUCCAUAG